Messenger RNA from Aspergillus homomorphus CBS 101889, 1332 nucleotides. RefSeq lists its product as uncharacterized. Lineage: Eukaryota; Fungi; Ascomycota; Eurotiomycetes; Eurotiales; Aspergillaceae. The transcript is spliced from 4 exons. The record is from RefSeq and is a predicted model, not a curated record. Bases 1 to 1332 code for a protein of 443 amino acids.
AUGGCAUUCCCUUAUAACGUGACAGAACAUGUUAUCGACAGCCAGUACAUCCGAGAGUAUCCUAGAGCCACGGCCACCCAAGAUGCUCCUUUGAAACUCUGUGUCAAGCAGUACACACCCAUCGACAAUCCGAAUCCCGCACCAGGCGAUGUCACCAUCGUUGCUGCACAUGGAACCGCAUUUGCAAAGGAACUAUACGAGCCUCUAUGGGAAGAUCUCCACGCUAGAAGCAAGAAAGAAGGAUUUCGAAUCCGUGCAAUCUGGAUUGCUGACAGCGCUAAUCAAGGUGCUAGCGGCAUCCUCAAUGAGGACCACUUAGGCAAUGACCCAUCAUGGCUUGAUCACAGUCGCGACCUCCUUUUGAUGAUCAACCGGUUCCGUGAGCAGAUGCCCCGGCCUAUCAUGGGACUCGGACACAGCGUGGGUGCAACCCAAAUGGUGUUCCUAUCAUUGAUCCAUUCCCGGUUAUUCUCAUCGCUCAUGCUGGUCGAGCCAUAUCUCACCGAACGGAUGCUUCAAGGGAGCGGUCCCAUUCUCCUCCGCUUGACGAUAAACAAGCGCGACGUGUGGCCGUCCCGGGCUGUCGCAAAAGAGAAGUUGCGCAAGGUUCUUCGGGGCUGGGAUCCUCGGGUGCUGCAGCGCUGGGCCGAAUUCGCAUACCGCGAGCUGCCGUCAACUAUAUACCCACAAGACGGCGCGGCACAAGCUUCGUCAUCGCCGGAUCAGGGGCCUGCCGUGACGUUGGCAACGACUAAGUAUCAGGAGGCAUUGAUGUACGCGCGAGCCAACCCUCGUCGAUACAGAGAGCUGGGCUUGCCCGAUGAGCAGAAUCGAAAGCAUCAGCACGAAGCGCCUAGUCCGCCGCAUGACCCCCUGUUUUUCCCCGAUGUGCUGGGGCCACUUGCUCCAGAACAGAAGUCCUAUCGGUGUGAGACAGUCCUUGCGGGGAGAUUGGUACCGCAUCUGCGGCCGUCGGUGCUGUUCUUGAGUGGAGCGGAGAGUCCAUUGUGCAAACUUGGGAUUCAUGAUCGGAUAGCCAAGAAAAUUGGCACUGAAUUCGGGGGAAGUGGUGGCAUGGAGCAUGGUCGAGUAAGACAUCAGCUGGUUCCAAAGGCCGCACAUACUCUGCCUCUGGAGAAGGUCACAACCACGGCAGAAGCUUUAGGGCCGUGGAUCCAGCAGGAGGUGCAGCGGUGGAAAGAUGACGAGCAGCGAAUUGCGCAAGGCUGGGAGGAAUUGCCGGCAAGGGAAAAGUCGAUGUAUUCGAAUGAGUGGAAGGAACUCGUAGAGUCGGCGGCCAACCGGAUGCUGAAGAAGCAAUCCAAGUUGUAA